AUGAGUGACGACGACGAAGGCGCGAACGCGUAUCAUUUGCGCACGUUUGCGCGUGACGUGGCGGUGCCGCAGUGCUGGCUGUACAAGCCUGGGGUGAAGCGCAACCCGACGUCGACGCUCGGUAGCAUCGCCGUGCCGUCGUGGCCGCUACCGACCGAGACGCUCGCGGCGCUGGCGACCACAUACGCAGGCCGCGUCCCGGCCAAGGACGUCGUCUUCCACGGCUUCUACGACAUUACGAGGCAUGAGGUCAUGGCUCAGUCCUACCUUCUCGGCCAACUGGACCCGGAGCAAGGCGAGUACGACGAGCCACUCGAGUUUGGCAAGACACUGGCGCAUUUUGCCAUCGAUACGACCGGUGACGCGUCGACGUUGACGCCAGCAACGAUGCAAGCGCCACCCCACACCUUUGCGACGGUCGUGUACUUUUUUCCAUCCAACUGCGUCGGCGGCGCCGUCACGAUCUCACUCGGCCACCGGACGACGACGUACGAGGCGCUCGACGGGCGCUUUCUCUCGUUCUACAACACGUGUGACGUGACGGUGAUCCCAUCACGUCGGGACACCGGUCUUUUGCCCUUCGGUCCCAAGGCACGGUUCACGGCACCGCCGCUACCGUCGAUCCAAGAGCUCCAGGUCGCCGCGCGCAACUACGCUCGCAAUGACGCCAUUGCUGUCACGAUCGGGCUCGAGACGCGUAGCUUGACGCCGACGUUUGAUUCGCUCGUUAGUCGUGACAAGGCAGUCGUCGACUUACUGCUUGUGGCCGACGUCUUUGACAUUGCCCUUGCGCGGGGCGGCAUAUGCAACGACAAGAACGAAGACGCUUGGCCGCGGCCCGAGACGUGCCAUCCGCUAUGCAAAACGCCGACGUCCGUCCGCCGGCACGAGUACGACGGCUGUUUCCUUCUCGUGUGGCCCAAGGCGAGGCGGUUGCGCAUCCUUGGCUACGGCCGCACGAUUGCGCUCUUGCGUGCCAAUGUGGACGGUGACGUAACCGAGCACCUCGGCUACGGAUCGCUCCAAGGCCUCUUUGAAGCAGCCUUUCGCUUCUUCUACCCGCAUUCGUGGAUCGACUAUGGUGGCGACCCGGAACAAGACACGUAUGCGAUGGCGUCGGUCGACCAUGGCGACGUGGAGCUUAUCGAGGCGUUUAUGGACAUUCACGAUCAUUGGGCUGACGACGAAAGCAUGGCGAAUUGGCUCCUCACGGUGCUCCGUCGCUUUGGUGCGGCCCGUUUCCAGCACAAGCUGCACAUGGUGAAGGCAGCAAGUGCUUUUGCGGCUCAUUUGGUGCACCUCGCGGCGACCGGCGACACGCUCGCGCAUUCAGUCGCAUUCGACUGCAUCCCGCUAUGGUGGCCUCGCAUGCUACGCGACCUCACGUCGAGCGACUGCUCCACGAAGAAGGAAGAGCUGGUCAAUUUGUUUGGCAUUGAAACGUACCUGCUCGAGCACCCGAUCGACGUGGCGACGUCGACGUACUUGCAUGAGCACUUGCCGGACGUUGUUGUGCACAAGGUGGCCGCGUACCUCACACCGCCACUAGGGUCGCUUUUAGAUACGGUCCGAGCCGACAAGUGCCUUGUUAACAACCUUCCGGCUGUCUUGUGGCCACAAAGAGACUCGCUCGGGCGUGUGCGCCUCGCCACGUGUGUGGACCUCGCCGUCGAGUAUUUGCGCUCGGGCGCAGAGCGGGCUAGCUGCUACAACGGUCACGUCCUCUAUCUGGCGCUGCUGACGGCCGGGACGCCAGCCUUUGCCACAGCCGACGCUGACGUGCAAAUGCGGCGACGCUGCUUUGAUUUCAAGAGCGAGUGUGUCUGCCUUGACAAAACAAAGCUGACGCCGCUGCAAGCGCUCGUCUUGGAAGAGUACUUGCGACGUCCCACGUACGGGUGUCUGUAG
Messenger RNA from Saprolegnia parasitica CBS 223.65, 1908 nucleotides. RefSeq lists its product as hypothetical. The transcript has 3 exons. NCBI's taxonomy places the organism in Eukaryota, Oomycota, Saprolegniomycetes, Saprolegniales, Saprolegniaceae. The record is from RefSeq and is a predicted model, not a curated record. The coding region runs from base 1 to 1908 and encodes 635 amino acids.